This is a messenger RNA of Plectropomus leopardus (leopard coralgrouper), 489 nucleotides long. Lineage: Eukaryota; Metazoa; Chordata; Actinopteri; Perciformes; Serranidae. The record is from RefSeq and is a predicted model, not a curated record.
AUGGCUACAAGCUACAAAGCUAACGCCACGUGACAUUCCUGCAGGAUCAUGUGAUCGCUCUACGUCCUCCUCGCUGUCGUAAACUUUCCACCAGCAAAUCCCAAACAAACGAACAUGGCGGACUAUGAGGAGCGGCAGAGCCUGCUGGGAGAUCAGGACGAGGGGACCACCGGGAGUCAGACAGCCGGGGGACCCGACCGACCUUUACCGGCCAUCUGUGACCCCCGCCACCUCCUGCACCGAGUGGUAGUCCUGAUCUUCAUGUGCUUCUUAGGAUUCGGAAGCUACUUCUGUUAUGACAACCCCGCUGCACUUCAAACUCAAGUCCUCCAGGAUCUGAGUCUCAACACUGCAAAGUUCAUGCAGCUGUAUGCCUGGUACUCGUGGCCCAAUGUGGUUCUCUGCUUCUUUGGGGGAUUCCUGAUUGACAGGGUUUUUGGCAUCAGGCUGGGAACCAUCAUUUUUUCCCUCUUCGUUUGUGUUGGACAA